ACUUGGUCUGCGGAAAUUACAAUUAAUUGAAUUAAUUAAUGUAAUUUAAUAGUAAUUUAAUAGUUUCAGCUAAAUCUCUCAGCAUCCCAUCCAGUUCGUGGGGACAUGGGUAGCACACAUCCAUGCAGGCUUCAGGAAUGCUGCUCUGUAGGCUACCUGCUGCUGCUGCUACUCCUACGCUCCUGUAGAAAGGCAUUACCUCACCUCUGUUGUUUGCUCAAAUCAGGGAAAAGUUGUCAUCUUUCUUUCAGUUUCCUGUUGUCAAUUCCUCAGCGCCCAACCACAGAAACAAUGGGUCCGUCGCACAAUGAGCGAGCUAGAGAAACUGAAAUACCAGGGAAAAGAACUAGAAAGAUGUUCAGAGUCAAUGGCUGAGAAGAAUAUUUCAGUGAUUCCCCACCUCGAAAAGCAAAACGAUCGUAUAAUAAAAUUGACAUUUGACCUGGCAUCAAACCUCUUCCAAAAAAACGUGACCAAUUCCAAAUGGGACACUAAAGUGUUGCAGGCUGUGCUGGAACUUCUUCGCCCGGAGCACACUGGCAUUUCUGAUCCAAGUCCACCCAUAGACCUUAUUAAGGGGGUCCAUGCCCAUUUUACGCAACUUGAGGAUCUUCUCUCACAUGAGAACUUCAGUAUGUGUGCCUGGGAGACGGUGCGGAUGCAGGUGAGGAUCACACUGCACAGAUUCCUCAUUCGUCUCCGCCAGCUCCGAGCCCGAAACCAGGGAAAGAAGGAAUAGAGGCUGGACUACUUCUCUCAUGGAUGUGGAAAAUCGCGUGUGUGGUUUAUUCCUUAAACUUACAUUUGAUAUUGUUUUCCCCCAAGAGGACCACAACAAAAAUCAACUGUUGCGACCAAAAGUCAAUAUUAGCCUGCCAGGUUUUCCUUUGCCUAUGUUUGGUCGUUCCUUUCUCUGAAUUCAAACUGUACAAAUGAGUUUGUUUUAUGUAGUCUUUAUAUUAAUUUAAUAUUUAUUAUUUAAAAUGGCAUA
Messenger RNA from Alosa sapidissima (American shad), 991 nucleotides. RefSeq names its product interferon beta-like. NCBI's taxonomy places the organism in Eukaryota, Metazoa, Chordata, Actinopteri, Clupeiformes, Clupeidae. Gene Ontology annotation, biological process: defense response. The record is from RefSeq and is a predicted model, not a curated record. The transcript has 6 exons. Gene Ontology annotation, molecular function: cytokine receptor binding. Bases 308 to 739 code for a protein of 143 amino acids. Gene Ontology annotation, cellular component: extracellular region.